Molecule: messenger RNA, 822 nt
Organism: Aspergillus uvarum CBS 121591
Lineage: Eukaryota; Fungi; Ascomycota; Eurotiomycetes; Eurotiales; Aspergillaceae
Product: VOC family protein
Exons: 1
Coding region: 1-822 (273 amino acids)
Source: RefSeq, a predicted model, not a curated record
AUGCCCCCCAAACCCAUCCUCGACCACAUCGUGCUCCUCGUCUCGCACCCCACCCUCAAAUCCCUCCCUCCCCGUCUCACCGAAACCUUCCACGUCGCUCCCGGCGGCACCCACGCCGACGGCCUGACCACCAACAAGCUCAUUUUGUUGCAGGAUGGGGUGUACCUCGAGCUGAUCGCUUUCGUCGACGACAUCGAUCCCGAAACGCGCCGGUCGCACCGCUGGGGCACCCGGCCCGAAAACACGGUGAUCGAUUGGGCGCUCACGCUGGAUUCGGGCAAGGAGUUCAGGGAGGUGCAGCAGCGGGUUGAGGAUAGACGACCCGCGACGGGGAUUGGGUAUACGGAUCCUGUGGCUGGUGGGAGGGUGAGGGAGGGGGAUGGGGUGCGGUUGGAGUGGGAGAUCAGUUCUGCGCUUGUUUCUGGGGUUGAUGGAGAUGAGGGGACGGUUGAGGGCGGACGGUUGCCGUUUUGGUGUUUGGAUAAGACGCCUAGAGCGUGGCGGGUUCCGUACCAAGAUGAGGGUGAAGGGCUGACGAGGCAUCCUUCGGGCGUAACGGGGGUGGCGGGGGUGACUGUUGCUGUGCCUGAGGGCGAGAGGGAGAGGUUGAGUGAGGUGUAUACUGCGGUUUUUGAGGAGGAGGAAGGGUCUGGGUCAUCGUGGGGGGUAGAUGUUCCGUCUCAAGAGGCCCGAGGAAGACGUAAAGUUGGAUUGGUGAGGAGUGAGCAUGCGGAGGAGUGGGGAAUUCGCUUGGUGUUGAAGGGAGAGAAGGCGGGGAGGGUGGAGUUGGUGCCUGGGCUUGUUGUUGAGAUUGAGGAGUAG